CUGAUUUUUUUUCAGGAAAAAUGCGCAAAUUCGAAAAAUGGCGAUUUUGAUUGAUUGUAAGGCCCUCGGCGUCAAUUGAAAUGGCCACAAAAUCUGUUGAUGGGAGCAGCAAUGGCCCAAAUCCUAAUAUUGUAAGAAAAUGUAGUGGACCGGAAACUGCUUUCAACAAUAUUUCGAACAACGGUGGAGCUACUAUAGGAUGUGUGAUGCAAAUAAACACGGGUCGCGCUAUUUCGAGUGGUGACUUGUUGUCUUUAUUCGAUUUGCUGUACCAAAAGUACGAGAUUUUAAGAUUACGGUUUACAUUGAAAAACAAGAUACUUUAUUGGUGUGAAGCACCUAAAGAAGACACUUUCAAUGUCAAAAUUGUUGAUACCAUCAAUGAGAAAAAGAGUUUCACAGAUACCUUUUUGGGCGAGGAGCUUUGUACUCUUUCACCGCAUGGUACAAGCCUGUGGUCGAUAAAUUUUGGACCGUUGGCAGAAACUCGUAAUCCGUCAGAUGAAGUGCCUUCACGUUACAGUAGCUUCUUGAUUAGCUUCCGCUGCAACCAUGGUUUCCUAGACGGCAUUGGAGUAAUGUCACUGUUCCAGGACUUUGGGAACAUAAUAAGCGAAUUCGUGGCGACUCGUAAGAUGCCAGAGUUUGAACCGAUCGCGUUGUCUGCGCCUUACGAAGAUUUAGUGCCGGAAGCAAAAUUUGUAUGGGUGUUGCGCCAGUUUGCAUCCGUUGGGAUUCGCUUCGUGGAAACUUUCGCUUCUGUGAAGAAAAGUCUGCCGAACUACUACCCUGUGCGAAACAUGCUGCGUCUGGAUAAGUUCAAGCCCAGAGGUUGGACAAAUCACAAUGCGAGAGAAAUGGCUGGACUAUCUGGAGUUUCCCAUCAGUAUUUCUUGCUGGAGGAACGACAGUUGGAACUGUUCCAGAAGUUUCGAAAGGAACACAAGCUGUCGUUCAGUGGGUUCCUUAUGUCUCUUCUAGCUAUGGGUAUGAUGAAGUACGCCUUCAAAGGGUUCGACUGGCCGAGUAAACUGAUGGCCUUCGAUUGCCUCAGGGACACGCGCAUGUAUUUCAAGGAUAGUUAUUCUAACAGAACCAAGUACGUGACGAACUACAUUGGAGCCACGAUGCCCGUUCUGUUUCUUGCGCGCUCUUUCAAUGAGAAGAAAUACAGAAACAGGAGCAGAAGAAGAUCCACCUCAGCUACAGAUGCGCCCAACUCGAACGAUGUUGGAAGUCCUGCUGGACAUAGUGCAACCUCACAGAACCUUAGCUUCAUAGCUGAUUGCCUUAUAGACUACUCCAAAUCACACGCCAAAUUCAUAACCGAUGUUAUUCGGAAGCGAUCGGCUAGUAUGGUGACGUUGAAGUCUGUUGCAUAUUACCUACAGGCAUUUGCAGACCCAGUUAAAGCCAAACGAUUGUUCAGCUUCAUCAAAAGCAAAGACUUCGCAGAAGGUAGAAGCUCGUUUGCCGGCUUUUCCAACCUGGGCAGAGUUGAUUCGGAUCCAAAACAUGUGGAAAUCCAGUCUCUGGUCGCAGCAAUUGAUAUAUCGAGAUUCAUUUACUGUAUAAACUUCAUUGUAGUGACCAUUAAGAACAAGGUACAUAUUACUAUGAGCUACCCUACGGCCAUGUAUACGGACGAAUCAAUGGCGGAGUUGAGCAGUGCAAUUCAAGAGGUGGUGUCUCUAGUUUUGAAUAGAUACGAGGGACUGAAGUUAGCAGCAGCGAGAGACGAUAAAAGUGGAGAAAUUGUAAAUUCAGAGGUGGCCGAAUCAGUCGGAGCUACUACCUCAAAAUCCGCCUCAGGAAUUAGUGGCCAAAUGUUUGUUUCCACGUCGAAAGAACACAGCAAGACUUCCUCUGUGAUUAGUCAAGGCGACGAUACGAAGAAAAAGGCAUACGGGGGGCUGCUGGAACUGCCAGUAGAUGACUCAGAUGAUUUCACGCAAGCUGCAGAUUAAAUCAAGAUGCCAAGACACCAUAAUUUUUUUGCUAUACGAAACUCUGACUCUAAAAGGCAAAGGGACCAAAAAAGAGCUUUACAAUCUAUUUGGUGCAAUCAGUUGAAAGAGCAAUCAAUAAGUGUGUAAAUAGCCGAAAUUCAAAUUCAAAAUUUGGUAAUAAUAAUUUGUAAUUUAUUCGGCCGGCCAAUGAAAGUUGGACCAUCCGUUAUUAUCUAUUCACCGAUGGCAUGUCAGUAAAACGGAAAUUCCUUUUUUAUUGUACCAUUAUUAGAGAUUGGUCGCGUAUGAUAAACU
Messenger RNA from Symsagittifera roscoffensis, 2264 nucleotides. RefSeq lists its product as uncharacterized. The transcript is spliced from 3 exons. The record is from RefSeq and is a predicted model, not a curated record. Bases 81 to 1967 code for a protein of 628 amino acids. NCBI's taxonomy places the organism in Eukaryota, Metazoa, Xenacoelomorpha, Acoela, Convolutidae.